Caenorhabditis remanei is the source of this 582-nucleotide messenger RNA. RefSeq lists its product as uncharacterized. Lineage: Eukaryota; Metazoa; Nematoda; Chromadorea; Rhabditida; Rhabditidae. The record is from RefSeq and is a predicted model, not a curated record. The coding region runs from base 1 to 582 and encodes 193 amino acids. The transcript has 4 exons.
AUGAAGAUGCUACUCAUCAUACCCCUGCUCUCUCUUUGUGUAUUUACUGCUCAAGGAGCCGUCAUGCCAAAAUCUCAAACAGCAGUCGACUACACGAUCUAUAUUGAGUGCCUGUUUGCAAAGCCAUAUUGUUUUCUCAUCAGCUUCUAUGACCGAAGUGUUUCAACCACCAAUGAAAUGUUCAAACUGCCACUUCACUGCACGUUCACUCAUGAUGUCAAUUACAACACGACCGUGACUUUCACUGAACUCGAUGGACAUCUUGAUACCCUAUUCGAGCCGGAAUUACAUUUCUAUCACAAUUGUACAAAUAAAAAAAAUGAUGUCGUCGGAAAAACUAUCGCCCAUCUGGAAAAAGUUGAUCCCAAGAAUAAAAAAAUCACCGUGGAGCGUGUAGUCAGUUUGAUUGAAAUCAAUUAUCUUGAUCAUAUAGUUGCUCCAGCCAACCUUACAGCAGAUGAGAAGAAUUUUAUAGAUGGGAAGAUCGUCUCCUUCGAUUACUCAAAGAAGUCGAAAUACUUUACGAACUUUGACGCUGACGAAGAAAACGAUGGUGACAACGACAGUGACAACGAUGAUUAA